Toxoplasma gondii ME49 is the source of this 5398-nucleotide messenger RNA. RefSeq lists its product as hypothetical. The record is from RefSeq and is a predicted model, not a curated record. The coding region runs from base 655 to 5085 and encodes 1476 amino acids. The transcript has 3 exons. Lineage: Eukaryota; Apicomplexa; Conoidasida; Eucoccidiorida; Sarcocystidae.
CUUCGAUGCAGAUUCGGGGCUUUGAAAAGAACUUUCUUGGAGGCUUCGACCUUCUCCUCUCAUGCCCAUACCGCCUCCGGCGCCCCCAGUGUGCACUCAACCUCAGGGGAAACUGCACUUCUUCAUCUCGCUUUUUUUCGUCGCUCCUUUUCUCCCAGCCGCUAUCCUUUUCUUGGAACCUCUCCGCUCGUCGGUUUUCUGUGUCUGCCAUUCUUAUCCGCCGAACUGGUAAAUUCAAACUUGAAGACUCGCAGGGGCUCUGGACGACCAGCGAGCCUCUGUCUCCCGUCUCGCCUGUCUCGUCCACACGAGACUCCUCUGGCCUCUGCGUCCUCUCUGUCUGCUUCUCUCCUUCUUUGUCUGUUUCGUUCGUUGUUUCUCUCUGUCUUUUUUCUUCCUCUGUCAGUCCCUCCCUGUCUUGGUCCUCUCCUUCGCUGAUACUGGCCAUGUACAUCCGUAAAGUACUUUCUUCCUUUUUCCCUGUGUGUCUUCGCCUCGGCCUGCUGGGCCUUUCUUCUCAGCUUCUCUUCCUUCUUUGACCAACUUCGCUUUCCUCCUUGACUUGCUUCUCUUCCCCCUUUGAUCUGCUUUCCGUCCCUCUCCCGCAUCGCUUCUGGGCGAAGAGAAAGAAGGUUCGCGAUCUGUCUCUUUCGGAUGGCGGGGAGACUUCCAGUCGCGCGGCGAGGGGGACGGAGGCGGCGAGGCGGUGCCUUCGUCGUGCUGUCUCUCCUUUGCUGCUUUGUGGGGAGAUACGUGUCUCUCUCCCAGGAGGGAAAGCCGCACCCGGGGCCUCUCUGCGUCGAGGCUCUCGCGGUGCGAGUGGGGACGCCCUCUCGAACUUCCAUUUCCGUCGAACGUCUUUCAGGCCCCGGUGCGUCUGCCUCCGUCUGUGUCUCUCUCUCGUCUCUGCCGCAGUCCUCUGCUCUGCUUCCCCCCUCGGAGGCCUCGUUGCGCGCGUCAAGUCUUCCUUCUUCGAAUGUCACUGCUUCUCGCGGUGCCUCUGGCGGGUCUCCCUCUGCUCUCAACUCAGAAAACGGUUCUUCGUGUGACUGCUCUUCGCCUUCUUUCGCCUGCACUCCCUCGCGUUGCCCUUCUCUUGCUUCGUCGCCUGCCGGGUCUUCGUCUCCAGCGACUGCAUUUCUGAGUCCUGGACUGAAGCGGACGUCUCACAACUCGGCGUCUCCUCAUUUCUCUCCUGGCGGAGACAGACACACCCUCGGAGUCUCCUCUCUGUCUCCUCACGUAUCUUCUGCUCCGUCUCCUCGCGCAGCUUCUUCUCUGCCUGGGUCUGCCGGUUGCUGUCCUGCCUCUUCCUGCGCCGACGCGGCUUCCAAGUCUCGCCCAGAACCAGACACGCGCCGCAGCUCUUUGCCCUUUCCUCUCGCACUCGGAUCUGAUGAGAGGUCGUCCUCCUCUCUUCCUGCCUUUGCGCGUUCGCCGGAUAACGCGCACCGCGACUGGGGGAAGACGGGCAACUCGCUCUUUGAAGAAGGCGAAGACUUCCAGAGUUUUCCCGACAUGGCGGCUCGCGACACCGAGGACUCCGGCGUAAACGACCUGGCGCCGUCGCCCCUCUUCUCGUCGGGUGUACGUACACCUGAGGACGCGUCUUUCGCAUCGCGCACAGCCGGCAGAUUUCGCCGACAAGCGCGCCGUAUGCCGCGGGCGUCGGCUCUGCAGAGUGGAGACGAGGCGUUGAGACCGGGGCCUCUCCUUUCGGCGCAUGGCUGGCCUCGCUCUCGCGAGCUUCGCGGCAGGCUGCCUCUUCCUCGCGCGCGAGGGUGGACGGGCAGAGAAGAAGUGAGAGGAAGCAGAGGCUUUGACAGAAGCGCCGCCAGCUCGUUGGGCUCCGCACAUGCACGCGAGACAGGAGAGAACGCCUCGGUUCCCGUCGUCGGGCGCCCCCGCCCUAGGCUGAUUGACGGCCCCGAGUCCGGAGCCUCGCUUUCGGGUGGAACUACACCCGAGGAUUCCGACAUUGAAGCUGGAAGUCCGGCGGCCUCCGACGUCGAGGGAGAGCCGCCUCUCGCCUUUUUCGGCGCUUCGCGAGGGCGCGAAGGCCUCAACGACGAGUUUUCUUUGCCUUCGAAAGACACCGGAAACGUCGCCUCCGGCAGAGGUGGCGACUGGCACCGGAGAGACCGAGACGACUUCUCGUCUGCGGGCUUUCUGCCGCAUGCGCGUGAGCCGCGUCGCCGUGGCGUCGGCGCGCGGCCUCCCGGGGAUCGCCGAAGACUGGAGGUGGAAAAUCCGCCAUCGCGAGAGCGCCGGGACGCCCCGCUGGACCCCUCGGAGGCCGCCGAGUGGAUGGACACUCGCGCAGUUUCUCGGCCGUCCUACGGAAUGUUUUCGGACUUUUGGCGCUCGCCGAGAGCCCGGCCGAGCCGCGGUCGCGACGCCCUGCGAGGCGCAGCUUCCAGGCCGCGGACCCUGCAUGGCCACGGUCCCCACGAGGUGUCUGUACACCUGGGAGACGAGGUGUUGGAAGACGAGGGCGGAUUUGUGACUGCUGUCGACGCAGCGGAAGACUGGCAGGAGGCGAGGCGGAGUCGGGGAGACUCGGCGAGUUGGGCGUUCCGGCGUGAGCCUGUCGAGGAUAUUCCGGCCGUCGACCGCAGAGGCGAGUCAAGUCUGUUCUUCCCAGAGGUGUCUCCUGGCGAGGCCGUUUUUCCGUUCGCGACUCGCGGUUCGCUCGGCCUCUUCUCGAAGUGGGGACGCGCCUCUGGGCGCCGCGGAAAGGGUGCGAAACUCGCGUCGCUUUUCCAGAGGCCGCAAUUCUUUCCGAGGCGCCAGGCCCGCGGCUGGUCUCACAGGCGCUGGGGUGCCUUGCCCUUCGCCGCGGGGGUCAUCGACGGCGAAAGGCGGUUCGUAGAGACAGACGCGCUGAGACAGGAGGUCGACGACCGGCGCUUCUUCCCCGUCCGCAUCCCCCCGCUCGUGCGCUCGAUGGACGUCGGUUUGUUGCUCUACGAGCGCCGCGACGAAGAAGAAAGUGAAGACGAGAAAAAAGGAGAUCCUAAAAUAUCCGAGAGCGACGGCAGGGACGGGAACAGACACCCCUCACUCGCGCGGCAACUGAGACAGGAGAUGGACACCCAACUGGACCUCUCACUGGACGACGCUGCUCUCGGAGAUCUCAUCGACGAGUCCAUGCGACGACGACUGCUCCUCGAGGAAGCGACGCAAGAAGAUUUCGAAAACGCCUCCGCGCUCUCAUCGCACAACGAAGGCACCGCCUCGCCUCCAGGUCAGGAGGAGAGAGACGAGAGAGCGUCGCGAAGCGCACCCCACAUGGACAGAGAGCUUCCCAGCGAGGAGAAGGAGGCAUCUGGAGAUACCUUGACGGAGAUACCUUCCGGCGAAAAAGAGGACACAACGAGGGAUGCAACGAAAGGCUCUACGGGUGUGAACGAGAGAGACUCGCACGCGGCUAAGACCGGCUCUCAGUGGUUCUCCUUCCAAGCAGUGUACAAAGAGGCUGUCGAGAAGUACAGGAACGAUCCGCGGCUGCCGCAGGUGCAUGCACAGGCGGAACAAAUUCAGCGAGCUCUGGCCUCGAGAAUCAAACGAAAGAUCUCCCUCGACGCAGCGCUUCGCCGGCACAACCUCCCCCUCAAUUCCUUCUCGUGGAUGGCGCGAGCGUUCGUCUACUUCAAUCGUUUCCAGCUGCGGAACGUCCUCUUCACCCUAUGGAAGGAUCACGUACUUCACCGCUUUUAUCGCCUUCCGCGGCGCGUCGCAGGUGCAGGAAGCCUGCCCCAAGUCGCCUCUUUCGAAGAAGAGAGGGAACCGGACAAUCGCAAAUCCCCGUCCGUCUCGCCUGUCGGGACGGCAAACGAAACAGAGGCAGAAGCCGAAGAAGACACGAGAGAGAAAGGUGAUCUUGGGGCGGCGACCGACAGCGCAGCGAGACGAGACAACGGAGAAGCAAGCGGAGAGAUGGCAGCCGGAGGCAGAGAAGACGACGCGGACUUUGUUGGAAUCGAAGACGACUGGCGGCUGUACGUACAGCGCGUGUACGGCAUCGACCUCGCACAACACCCGACUCUCGCGCUGCCCUUGUUGGUGGCGAAGCAUGUAUUCUUCACACAGAGGUACAUCUCGUUCGUGACCCAGCACCCCGUCUACAGAUUCCGUUUCCUCUCGCACAAGCGGUGGCUAGCUGAGCAGAUGCGCCAGGAGGUGAGCGACGUCGAGGGAGCUCUGGCGCGCGGCGACAGCCCCACUCAGUCCGCAGGUGUACGUACACCCGAGCCACCCGUGACAGAAGGCCUCGAGCAGGAAGGUGAGAAGAGAGGGGAGGAGAGUGCAGCAGUUGCAGAGAGAGAAGAGGAGCAACGAGAUGUUCUUCUCCUUCGGGGAGAUCCAGAGAGAGAGACGCCAGACGGAGAAGAAGAGAAAGCGGAACAGGCGACGAAAGAGGAAGAACACGGGGAAACAGUUUCCUCAAGUGAUAGUUUGGAAGACAGAACAACUUCCGGGCCAGACACAUCUGACGAGAUGCAUGUUUCUGUCUUCUUGCCAAAGAAAUCCACUGACAGUAACCAGAAUGGUAGUGUUUAUGAAUCCCUCUCUUACACCUCUUCUCUCUCUUCUUCUGAAGCUUCCUCGGAAGCUUCUUCUCUGUCUUCUUCUGAGUCUUCCUCUGAGCCUUCUUCUGAGUCUUCCUCUGAGCCUUCUUCUGAGUCUUCCUCUGAGGCUUCUUCUGAAGCUUCUUCUCGUUCCUCUUUUGAAGCUUCUUCUCUGUCUUCUGUCUCUGUAGAAGCGCCAGCUACGGAGGAAGGAGGAAAGAGCGUUGGGGGAGGGACUGAAGAGUUGGAGAUCAAGGGAAGGCGCAAGCGAGGGGCGAAGAAAGGAUUUGUGUCUUCAGCUGAAGCGUCGAGCGGUGGCGACAAAGAGAAGGAAAAAGUCAACGCAGACGCUGCGCGAGUGAACAACCGAGAGGCGUCAGAGAGUGCAGAGACUGAAGGACAGGACGGUACUGAGGAGGGAAAAACCGAAGAAACCAGAGGCGACAGACAGAACGCGGAGACACAGGCAGAGUCGCUUGGGGUGUACGGGGACAUGAGCUGGCAAGCCGAGUAGAGAGCAAAACGAAGGGCCAGUGAUUAGGCCCUGUGUGCUGAACUGUCAAGGCAGUCUUUCUUUGGGAUUCUCCGGUUCAGAUUCAGGCUUUCUUCUGUAUCCUGUUUCUGCUGUUCUGCACCUUCCUGCUUGCCUAUUUUCUCUCCUCGGGACUGCCGUCCUUCGCUCUCCAGUCGCCAGUGUGCCAAAGCCACAGGACCUCGUUGGCCGUUUAGAGAACCACCCAAACAGAACUGCAUGCGCUUGUCAAAUCGCCUCGCAAAGAAACCGUGGGACGUGUCUUCGCACUCAGAACGAAUCCAGAGAGUCGAGC